This is a messenger RNA of Meloidogyne enterolobii, 579 nucleotides long. NCBI's taxonomy places the organism in Eukaryota, Metazoa, Nematoda, Chromadorea, Rhabditida, Meloidogynidae. The record is from the annotation of a GenBank genome assembly.
UCAAAACUUUUAGAAACAACAAAUAAAUAAUGGUUAAUCCAAAAGGUUAUCGUCGUGGAACUCGUUAUAUGUUUGCUCGACCUUUCCGUCGACAUGGAAUUGAGCCACUCUCUACAUUCUAUAGAGUUUAUAAGCGUGGAGACAUUGUUACUGUUAAGGGAAAUGGAGCUUUUCAGAAGGGAAUGCCUCAUAAAGCAUAUCAUGGAAAAACAGGCAAAGUUUUCAACGUGACUAAACACGCGCUCGGCGUUAUCGUCAACAAACGUGUUAGAAAUCGCAUCAUUCCCAAGCGGAUUAAUGUUCGUGUGGAGCAUGUUAAGCCGUCUGGUUCGCGUUCUGAGUUUUUGAAGCGAUGCAAGGAGAAUGACCAACAAAAGCGUGAUUUUAAAGAAGGAAAGGCUAAAUUUGUUCCGCUUAAACGUAAACCGCAAGAGCCACGUAGUGCACAUCUGGUAAAAGUGCGAAAAGCUUUGCAAAUUGAAAUGUUGGCUCCUGUCAGAUUCGAAAUUGUUGCUUAGAAAGAUGAGGGCAUGAAUAAUCACAAGAUUUACGUUUAUUUUGUGUUUUGUUGCCUUUUUC